This is a messenger RNA of Coregonus clupeaformis (lake whitefish), 2084 nucleotides long. RefSeq names its product protein FAM83C-like. The transcript is spliced from 4 exons. Lineage: Eukaryota; Metazoa; Chordata; Actinopteri; Salmoniformes; Salmonidae. Bases 211 to 1998 code for a protein of 595 amino acids. The record is from RefSeq and is a predicted model, not a curated record.
AACAAUACGAAAGCCCCCGCGGGAAUAGCCUACAGUCGCUGUCAUGAUCGGCAACUAGAGAAGUCAAGUCCAUUUCAGCGCAGGCCGUUUUCAUAGAGAGACUACUUGUAUUUUGUAGUUUUUAGAUAUUGCAUUUGCUAUAUGCCUAUAAGAGUACUGUAGUGCAUGAGAGUACACCGCCAUCUGUUACCUUAGUGCUGCACAGGCACAAUGAUGAGCUCCGACGCGCUCCGGCCGACACAGAACUCCGGGCGCAAAGCGCUUGGUAAGCUCGCCAACAGGUUAGAAGAAGUGAAGAACCCAUGGCGACAAGGCUCGACGCUCGAACUCAGCCACAAUGAGGCGGCCAGGUUGGCAACAGACGCUCUGCUGGAGUCUGGGGAGAAGGAAUACAGACGAGUUCUGACAGAGGAAAGGGAAUUAAACUUUCUCUCGCCGCUUGAGAUUCAUUAUAUUACCGAGAAUGCAGCCAAGAACUGUAGCUCCGACAACAGCUCAAAUGGCACUGAGGGGGACAUUGGGGAGGGGGAUACGGUGUCGGAGCUUACCUCGGGGACCUAUUUCCCAAUGAUGUCCGACGAAGAGCCACCUAUUCUGGAACUCGGAUGGCCAGAAAACCCUCAAAGAUACGGACCCUCAGAAACACAGAUCUAUUUCCAACGGGACAAGACUCACAACGUGAAAGACCUCAUUCGGUCAUUAAUAAAUAAAGGAAAAAGGGUCAUAGCGUUGGUCAUGGACCUCUUCACAGACGUUGAUCUGCUCUGUGACUUGAUGGAGGCCUCGAACAAACGCAAGGUCCCUGUGUACAUUCUCCUGGAUGAGAAGAAUCUCAACUACUUUGUUGACAUGUGUGCAGCACUGGACAUCCAGAACUCUCACCUGGGUAACAUGAGAAUCCGCAGUGUGUGUGGAGAUACGUACUGCACUAAAAGUGGGAAAAAAUUCACCGGGCAGGUCCAGGAAAAGUUUAUGAUUAUAGACUGUGAGGAAGUCAUUGCUGGGUCAUACAGUUUCAGCUGGCUCUCGGCGCAGGUCCACAGCAACAUGGUGAUGCACUUCUCUGGGCAGAUCACUGACAGCUUCGACCGAGAAUUCCGCUGCCUGUAUGCUGACUCUCAGAUCAUUGACUGUUUCCAUAACCCCGAUGAGGAGGGUCUCCCUUACUACCCCUACCCUGUUAUGGCGCCCAACAUGGGGCUAGACUUCUUCCCCGAGAGGUCACAGGAUAGGGAGAGGGUUCUGAGUUCAGAGAAUUCCAGCAGCCAAUCCAGUAGCAGCAUGUCCAGCAUCAAGGCAGCACCCAACAUGACCAAUACGGUUUACAAGGUCACUCAAGGUCAAGACAAGAAAGAGCCCAGCAACUCUCACCUGAGCCCUGAGAGGAGAGGAGGGGCACUAACUCCCACCCUUCAUAAUCAGACCGCCCAAGGCACGAGAGGCUCCCCCAAUGGGACCAGUCACAGCCCAGUUACAGAGCGCCCUUCCUCUGGGAUCGGCCAAUCGGUCGGGAUAGAGUGGUCCAAGUCCAUCCCCACGGAGUUCCGCCAACCAAACGUUGGCGGAACCACGUCCAAGUUUCAGGCUCUAGGUUUGUACGACCCCAUGUCGAGCCUCUUCAACAGUAGCCCCAAGACACAGUCUCCAGUGCCAGACAACAAACUCUCUGCCAAGCAGAGGACUCCCUCCAACCCCCUCCUCAACAAGCUCACCGACCUCUUCCUCCCCCCAACCAAGAAAGACCUCCUCCCCUCAACUGAGAAGGACACCUACAUCUUCAAGAGGUCUCCUCCUCACAGCACAGGCUUCGGGGGGCCAGACCUCUCCCAGACAGAGCUGGAGAGCGAGCAGACUCCCCCGCCACCGCCCCCCAUGAUAAAACGGCAGGACCAGAAACGCAUGACCUUAGGCCACAGCAAACUGGACCUGGUCAACCACUACAACAAGAUGAAGUCCAAGCAGGUGUACAGCAGGUUUGAGGUAAAGAAUAACAACUGAGGCUCUGUUGGGAAAGUAUUUUACCUCCCAUACCCCCAUCGCACUGGAUCUCCAGGAAGCAGAGCACACUUUUUAGGGCCGGCCCU